Molecule: messenger RNA, 1614 nt
Organism: Hypoxylon fragiforme
Lineage: Eukaryota; Fungi; Ascomycota; Sordariomycetes; Xylariales; Hypoxylaceae
Product: peptidase S28
Exons: 6
Coding region: 1-1614 (537 amino acids)
Biological process (GO): proteolysis
Molecular function (GO): dipeptidyl-peptidase activity; serine-type exopeptidase activity
Source: RefSeq, a predicted model, not a curated record
AUGAAGUCGGAUUGGUGGAGGUGUAUUAUCUCGCUGGCCGCCGUGCUUCCUAUAGGCAUUGGUGCGCUGCAGACAAGACAGCAGGACGAGACGACGCCUCGCGAUCAGCUUCAGUAUGCGGCGCACUAUUUCGACCAGCAGAUAAACCACUUCCCCGACGACGAGCAGUUCGCAAAGUCGAAUCUGAGCCAUGGCACCUUCACGCAGCGGUACUACUACGAUACCUCGUAUUACAAGCCUGGCGGUCCGGUAUACCUGUACAUAUCCGGCGAGACCAGCGGGCCCAGCCGGUUCUCCAACCUGCAGACGGGGAUUAUCCAGAUCCUGAUGGAGGCGACCGACGGCCUCGGCGUCAUCCUCGAGAACAGGUACUACGGGGAGUCGUACCCGUUCAACACGAGCACCACGGACGAGCUGCUGUUUCUCACCACCAACCAGACCAUAGCGGACAACGCGUACUUUGCGCAGAACGCGGUGUUCCCGGACGUCGAGGGCGACCUGACGGCACCGGGGACGCCCUGGAUCCUGUACGGCGGCAGCCUCGCCGGCGCGCAGACGGCGCUCUCGGUCAAGGUCCACGGCGACGUCCUCUACGGCGGCAUCGCGUCCUCGGCGCCGAUCCGCGUCGAUGUCGGAUACCCGGAGUGGUACGCCACGAUACAGAAGUACGCGCCCCAGGACUGUGUGGCCAGGAUCAAUGGGAUCGUGGAUAACUUUGAUCUGCUCGUGUCGCGGAACGAGACAGAGGCGAUCGAGGAGUUCAAGGCGCUGUUUGGGCUGGAGGUGCUCGAGGAUCAUAGGGACUUUGCGGCGGCGAUCGCGGACCCCAUAGGCAACCCGGGCUUCUACCACUCGAACACGUGGCAGGAGCUGAACUGGGACGACACCUACGGGUCGCGGGACUUCUUCUACUUCUGCGGGAACGUGUCGGACAUCGAUGCCCCCGAGGAGAUCUCGCAGGCGGAUUAUGUGUUGGCGAAUUAUACUGGGGGCGAGCCUUGGGUCGGCCUCGGCAGCUACGCCAACUACGUCAAGAAGUUCACCCUUCCGCUUUGCCCGUCGGGGGAUUAUAAUAGCAACGAUUGUUGGGGAACACAAAAUGCGUCGGCGUGGGCGAAUAUCGAAAACACUUCGACGCGGUCGUACCUCUACACGAGCUGCGUAGAACAGGGCGCCUACAUCGCAGCGCCCCAAACCGGCCCAGCCCUCCUCUCCCGCGUAAUCGACACCUCGUACGAGCAGCAAUGGUGCGCCUGGGCCUUCGCGGCGGGGUCCUCGAACGCGAUCCCGGGGUCCCCCAACAUCGACGCGUACAACAGCUUCGGCGGGUUCGACCUGUCUGCCGACCGCCUCGCGUUCAUCGACGGCGACCAGGACGUCUGGAACGAUCUGUGCUACCACUCCGACUUCGCGCCGGCGCCGCGGGCUCAGGGCACGGAUCUGAGGCCAGAGUACCUGAUCACGGGCGCGGGCCACCACUGGGACUCGUACGGCGUGCUGGAUGUGGAGAAAGAGCCGCAGUUCAUAAGGGAGGCGCAUAGGUGGGAGGUUAGGGUCGUGAGGAAGUGGCUUAGGGGGUUUGAGGCGUGGAAGGGGGGGAGGGAGGAGUUGUAG